Messenger RNA from Priapulus caudatus, 572 nucleotides. Its product is annotated as cyclin-dependent kinase 14-like. NCBI's taxonomy places the organism in Eukaryota, Metazoa, Priapulida, Priapulimorpha, Priapulimorphida, Priapulidae. The transcript has 4 exons. The coding region runs from base 126 to 572 and encodes 148 amino acids. The record is from RefSeq and is a predicted model, not a curated record.
CGUGAUCGCCGCUUGAAACUGCACACAAUAAGUAGUGUCAAAAAGCAGUCCAUGUAGAUCAUUCUUGAUACUUUAUAUGCUAGAGUGAUAUUGUGUGUUAUGCUACGACUGUGAGGAUACCCGCAAUGUCUUUAUCCGAUGAAGCCCGGGCUAGAAAACCACCCGUCGUCAUGAGAGAAGGCCGAGAAAAAGGUGGCCCAGUAAGUCGAAUGCAAUGGUUCAAGAAAAGGAUAUCGGCUAGUCUUGGAAGACUGACUGUGAUCAAGGAUGAGCCAGCCCAGGAGAUGAACGGGGAGACGGAUGGUCGGCCGUGUGGCGGGCAGCGGUCGAGUGCAGCGAGCCUUGAGAGUCGCUCGCUGUCCUGUCUCGUCACCUACCAGACGAACGGUGUCGAACACAACCACGACGCGCUCUCGCGCUCACACAACGAGGUACGGCUCGCGCUCCGUACACGUAGUGAAUCACGAUCGAGUCCGCCGGACUCACCCUUCGGUAAGAUGAACUCGUACAAGAAGUUGGAACAACUAGGGGAAGGCUCCUACGCAACCGUCUUCAAGGGCAUGAGCAAGUAA